Messenger RNA from Dioscorea cayenensis subsp. rotundata (Guinea yam), 456 nucleotides. RefSeq lists its product as uncharacterized. Bases 1 to 456 code for a protein of 151 amino acids. NCBI's taxonomy places the organism in Eukaryota, Viridiplantae, Streptophyta, Magnoliopsida, Dioscoreales, Dioscoreaceae. The transcript has a single exon. The record is from RefSeq and is a predicted model, not a curated record.
AUGCCCAAGUAUGCAAAGUUUAUGAAAGACUUGCUGACUAACAAUAGAAAAUUGGAGGAAUUAGAAACAAUUGCAUUACCACGGAACUGCUCUGCAAUGAUUCAGAGGAUGCUCCCUAAGAAAUUGACUGAUCCAGGGAGUUUCAUUAUUCCAUGUGUGAUUAGGGAAGGCAUGCAAGAAAAGGCCUUGGCAGAUUCUGGGACCAGCAUCAAUGUAAUGCCUUACAAGCUAUUUUUGAAACUAGGAUUCGAAGACAUGAGGCCCAUAAGGAUGACAAUACAACUUGCAGAUCGUUCUAUAAAGAAACCACACGGUGUUGUUGAGGAUGUGCUGGUUAGAAUAGACAAGUUCAUUAUCCCGGUAGAUUUUGUUAUUCUUAAUGUGGAUGAUGAUAUUGAAGUCCCAUUAAUCUCGGGCGACCAUUUCUUAACUCUGUCGAAGCCCUCAUUGAUGUAA